AUUCAUGAAAUGUUUUGGAGAAAUAUCGCCCGACCAAGCCCCUAACUUUUUAAAGGUCCUAGGAUUUGCCGGGGGCUCUUUAAAAAUCGGAUAAAGAAGUGCUCCAAAGGGACAAUGGUGACCCCCCCCCCCCGCUGAUUGACAUCUGAUCAGUCACAAUUCGCGACCUAUAGCUCCCCCUUCAUUAACGAAUUCCAGAUACGCCUUUGAGACCAAUUGCCUUAUUUAUAGGCCUAAAAGUCAAGAGCAGUUGCCACCGAUCAGCUGAUCAUUGCUUCCACUAUAGCGAUUCCGGGCAAUUACUUCCAGUAGGCAAAAUGAGCACCACUAUGCAUUAAAAGACUGGAUGUCGCGCCCCUUCUUUAAAAGACUAUAUAUCCGCCCUUCCGAUCCAGGUUUGAUGUCAUCCUUCGGGAUAGUGACAGUAUGCUGUUCGGUAUCCAUAAUGCACCCGACGUAUAACAUAUAAAACUGCUGCUGCUUGACAAGUGGAUGAAGGGGGGAGCUUACACUUGAAUUUGAGUCAAGCUGUUUUCCAAGUUACCAUCGUCCCUUAAAGGCUCGGAAUACGGCAUUACCUCAAGGACGUUGCCACGGUUACAUUUUCAUCUUGCAUUUCGAUGAGGUCGAUCAGGGAAUCAUGGAUCUCUUUCGGAGCAGACAGACGGUUCCAAAUAUUGUUAUAGUGUUUUCGGGUGCUCUCUUCUUAUACUGUGUGAUUAUAUUGAAAUCUUAUCAGAGAAAACCGCCACCAACAGGAGAACCCGUUGACUGGAUGCAUCUUCCACCGAGACCUCACUUCCCUAAACACAUCCCCAUCCCGCUUCCAUCGCCUACACCCUUCGACGGGCUCGACCCGGCCAUCUUCACAACAAACCGGACAAUCGAAGACCCGGUCAUCUUGGAGCGGUUGUACCGGCAGCUUCGGAUCGUAACCGCUUUUUCUCAGAACCAUUACAAGGAGGCACUGGGACUCAUUGGAACGGUGCAGAAAGAGAUGCCGGAUAAGGAUCUUGUGAUUUACGAUCUCGGGAUAGAUGCGGAUACUUUAUACAAGGUUAAAAAGCUGUGCCAUGUUGAAGUAAGAAGUUUUCCGUUUGAUGAAUAUCCACCCCAUGUGAAGGACCUUCAUACAUACGCGUGGAAAGUCAUCAUUAUUAAUGCGACCCUUCAGGAAUUUGGUUCAAUCUUCUGGGCAGACACUUCUAUUCGCUUCAAGAAAUCGCUACGUGAUCUUAUUCCUUACGUCACCCGUCACAAAGGAUAUAUGACACAUUUUCACUCAUUUGAUCCGCGUGGAACCCAAGAUACCCCGAAGGGUCACAUCUAUUACUUCACCUCUCAAAAAAUGUUUUCUGCUCUUGGAGUCAAGCGAGCCGAGUAUUUUGAGUCACGAAAUAUCACUCCGCAUGCGGCGGCGAACAGACAAAUAUUUAUCGGGAAUCCCCUUUUGCAGGAAAAGUUGGUUGACCCCUUAUUAGCAUGCGCGCUCGAUCGCGCGUGUAUCGCUCCAACCGGCGCGCGGUUGGGGAAGCACCGUUUCGAUGCAUCCGCUUUGUCUUUGCUCUUGUACAAGAAUCUGAGGGGAGAGUGGUCAUCAGCGAACAACGACAAUACAAUCUUUGACGAACUUGUUGAUAUACGACGAACCACAGUAGACUGGCAUUUAGCCCGUUAUUGCGAAUCAACUCAAAAUGUGAAGUGAUGCUUGGCCCAAUUAUUUGCGGAAACGCGUGACUCAAUACGAAUGACAGAAGUAUAUUUAAAAACGAAAUCUCGAAAAAAGUAUAUGGUGCACAUGCGCAGCUAUAGGCAUCCAUGUCCCCCCAAAUGAUGAUUGUCAUCUUCCCCUGCUUCCCCUGCCAUCAUCUUUUGUGAUGAUGGAAUUUGUUCCCAUUUGGAACGAGGCUUUUUUCUGAUAUUUUUUAUUUCUUACUUUUUGUCAAUUACCCCCCCCUCCCUCUUCAAAAAAGAAAAAGAAAAGAAUACUGUUUCAAUCCCAUUGAAGAAUAUUUGAUGCCCCCAUCGAAUUUAAUUCUUCACCUUUAUCUGAAAGAUUGCAACUAUCAACUUGGUAACACAAAAUGCAUUUGAAAAAUGGCGGAAAAGUAGGACCUAUGUAAGCCUUUAGUAUUUUCGCCUUUUUCAUAUUGUCAUAACGUAUGCCUACUAAUUAAUAGAUCGGCUUUAAGAAUUAAGUUUGAUAUAUGAAAAUAAUUUGAUGAAGCAUCAAUUUUGUAGGUCUAGACGGAAUAUUUUUCAUUAAAUGUUUCAAAAUGUAAUUAAUGUGGCAGAAAUAGUUUUUUUAAUAAAUGAGAGAGCUUUUAAUAUGA
Lytechinus pictus (painted urchin) is the source of this 2333-nucleotide messenger RNA. RefSeq lists its product as uncharacterized. The record is from RefSeq and is a predicted model, not a curated record. The transcript is spliced from 4 exons. The coding region runs from base 641 to 1705 and encodes 354 amino acids. Lineage: Eukaryota; Metazoa; Echinodermata; Echinoidea; Temnopleuroida; Toxopneustidae.